Molecule: messenger RNA, 405 nt
Organism: Exophiala aquamarina CBS 119918
Lineage: Eukaryota; Fungi; Ascomycota; Eurotiomycetes; Chaetothyriales; Herpotrichiellaceae
Exons: 1
Coding region: 1-405 (134 amino acids)
Source: RefSeq, a predicted model, not a curated record
AUGCGGCAACUCGGUCGCAGCUGCACAUUCGAUCCACUAUCCGACCUGUGGCUCCCUCAAGAAUGCACUCGGGCAUACAACGAAGAAUACGUCAACUUCAAAGACAGUGCUCCUUGGCGUUAUUGGGCCGACGAGGAAGGAAACUUUGAGAUCUUCAAUCGGUCCUCCAACGUGGACGGACAACACUAUUGGUCAACGGAAGAAGAACACAUUGUCCACUGCGCAUUUAUGAUUCUGAGGUUCGCAGACACGCUAGAUACUGGAGUCGGAUUUGGCCUCGAUGGCAGGAAAACACUUACGGAACAUAUGUCACACUGCACAAAAGCCUUAUUGAGUGCCGCCCUGACCGGUAAUGAUCUGCAUUUCAGAAACACUGAGCCAAAGUCUGGUAUUGGCCGCUGUUGA